GCAGAACCGUGACCGAGAGCAGUGCACCUGCCCGCGCCUGGGGAGAGAGAGUAAACACUCCCAACAUGCACUGAGGCGCUGGGCGUGGCUCAGGUUGCUCACACCCCACUGCCAUGGGCAACCUAGCAAUAAUUAACUGCUGCUGGCGCUCGCUCGCUGUGCCCGGGAGCUGCACGGUGGGGCCAGCCAUGUGCUCUCCGCCCCGCCGGCUUCAACCAGGAGCAGGUGAAUGACUAGGACGCCGAGACACCGCAGGCAGCUCCGCCUCCCCGCUACAGCGAGGGACGCUCGCCACCUCGGGCUCCGCGCAGCUCGAUCGCAAGAGCCUCCUCUACCCGGCGUGAUCAUAGCAGGGCAUCCUCGGAUCAUCUUGGGAAGGGGGAAAGGAUGACAAUGAUGGAUCACCAGUACCCUUCUUGGAUCUUUGUCAAUGAGAGGACAUUCAUAACCAGGGAACAACUUAAUUCUUUACUGGAGGCUUAUAAUGUUUUCUAUGAAAACCAGAAAAAUCUGCAUAUUUUGUAUGGACAGACUGAAGAUGGACAACUGAUUGUUGAAGGAAUGCUGGAUAUUUUCUGGGGAGUAAAACGACCCAUACAGCUCAAAAUACAAGAUGAGAAGCAAAUCUCUUCUUUUGAUCUGUUGAAGUCAUCGGAAACAUUUUCCAGCAAAGGGCGGAUGACUCGCUGGGGAGAGUUUGAUGACCUUUAUCAUAUCAGUGAGCUGGACAGGAGCCAAGUUCUGCUGUCUGAAGGAAGGCAUUCCCCAGAAGACUAUUUAUCUUAUCACAGCACCCUGAAGCCGUAUGCAGACGAAGAGCCAGAAUCCCCGUUGCUCUAUAGGACCAUGAGUGAAGCAGCUUUGGUGAGAAAAAAGAUGAAGCCUCCAUCGAUGUACAGAAAAGACAGACACAGCCACAGAGCCUCUAUCAACGGACACUUCUAUGACCAUGAGACAUCUAUUUUCACCCCAACCUUUGGAUCAGAAACCAAAGUCCGAACAAAUAGUAACAUGAGAACUGAAGAAGUAAUAAAGCAACUUCUCCAAAAAUUUAAGAUUGAGAAUAGCCCUCGGGAUUUUGCUCUUUACAUUAUUUUUGGAACAGGAGAACAGAGAAAACUAAAGAAGACUGAUGUCCCGCUGCUGCAGAGGCUUCUACAAGGACCAUCCAAAAGCAACGCUCGGAUCUUCCUCAUGGAUAAAGACACAGAAGAAAUUAGCAGUGAUGUGGCGCAGUACAUUAAUUUUCACUUUUCUUUCUUGGAAUCCAUUCUUCAAAGAUUAGACGAGGAAGAGAAAAGGGAGACUGAAAGGAUAAUGGCGAAAUUCAAUACCGAAAGGGCCUUUAUACUGAAGUGUCUUCAGAGUAAACAGGCAGCGAAAACAGAGACCACCGUCUAGAAGCACUCACAGCACCUACUGCUAGCCUGCAUGCCUCACAGAGCUGGAGAGGGUACUGUCAAAGGAAUGGACAAUCGGCCUCUGCAUUCUGGUGUGAAUGACCUUGAAGCCGUGGAAAACUGAAUGCCAAGCAGCCUGCUUCCUCUUUGAAAUGACGAGGUUGGCUGCAAUUCAGAGUUGGACUGAGACAAAAUUGGACUUCAUUUUCAGUAACUGAAGGAAGCCUGGAUACUGUGUAUUCCAAAUGUCAUUUAUAGCAAAUUCCUUAGUGAACUCAGAUUUAAGUGGCCUCUGCUGAUAUCAUGGGGUUUAAACUUGUUUUUAUCUUGCACUCUGAAAAGAACUGAGACAUUUGCUGACUCAUAAAUGAUUGGAAGUAAACACUUCACUUCUUGAUGUCAAUGGGACACACAUUCUCAAGCCAUCAAGGACCUGAAUUGGCCAUGUUUCACAGCUGUGUAAACAAUCGAGCAUUUUCAUAAAAUUUAGAAAUAUCUCUGCAAGGAUUGAUGAUUUUUAACUCUGUAGUAUCAGAGCCAUCUGUCCUUUGGGAAUAAAAUUAUUUUGGACUCUGUAAAGAAACCUAAACUCAAGGCUGGAGAGAAGGCUAAGUGGGUAAGAGCACUGACUGCUCUUCCAGAAGACCUGGGUUCAGUUCCCCAGCACCCAUGUGGUGACUCAAAGCCAUCUACAACUCCAGUCCUAGAGGACCUGACACCUACCUCUGUGGACACUGCACACACAUGGUGCACAGACAUACAGGCAGGCAAAACAUCCACAACACAUACAAAUACAUAAAAAAUAAAAACCUAAACCCCGAUUUUCUCAGCCUGGGCCCUUCAUUUUGCCCUCCCCAACCACACACACACACACACACACACACACACACACACACACACACACACACAUACACACACACUUCUAUUCUAGUGAUAACUUCCAAGCUGGUUUUAAGUGUCUUAAAAGUUGAUUGUAUUCAUUUUCUUUAUCUUUGCAAACAAAUAUAUCACACACAUAGAAUGUACUAUAUUAGGGAGAACAAGAUUUGACUGCAAAUACCUAGUUGUUGCUGGUGACUGGUGUGGAUAAAGCCAAGCUUCUGUAGCUGAGCCAGGAGGGACACCACAGCAUCCCUGCUGUUGCGUGUGACACUUUCGAGGUACUCACAGGUCUGCUAAUCCCACUUGGAAAAAAAAUAUUAUGGAAUUUUGUUUGUAAACUCUUUAGCAGUGUGGAGUUUUAAUCAAUAUUCUUCUAGCCCCAAACUACUUCCAUUUGAAUUCUUUAUUUUAAAUUGUUCAAUCAUGGUACCUGUACUAAGGUAAGGUUGUAUUUUCAAUAUUAAAUUGUGAAACAGC
Peromyscus californicus insignis is the source of this 2759-nucleotide messenger RNA. RefSeq names its product Ras association domain family member 6 (gene Rassf6). Lineage: Eukaryota; Metazoa; Chordata; Mammalia; Rodentia; Cricetidae. The transcript has 11 exons. Bases 388 to 1401 code for a protein of 337 amino acids. The record is from RefSeq and is a predicted model, not a curated record. Gene Ontology annotation, biological process: signal transduction.